AUGACGGUGACCUACACAGCCCGGGUGGCCAACGCGCGUUUCGGCGGUUUCUCGCAGCUGCUGCUGCUGUGGCGGGGCAGCAUCUACAAGCUGCUCUAUCGGGAGGUGCUGGCUUUCCUCUUGCUCUACGUGGGGCUCAGCGUCACUUAUCGCUUUGUCCUGUCAGAGGCCCAGAAGCGGUACUUCGAAAAGCUGGCCAUCUACUGCGACAACUAUGCCAACCUCAUUCCUGUCUCCUUUGUCCUGGGUUUCUAUGUGACGCUGGUGGUGAAUCGCUGGUGGAACCAAUACACCUGCAUGCCCCUGCCUGACCCGCUCAUGUGUGCCAUCUCUGGCACAGUGCAUGGGCACGAUGAGCGGGGGCGUCUGUACCGCCGGACCCUGAUGCGAUAUGCCAGCCUCUCCGCCGUACUCAUCCUCCGCUCCGUCAGCACUGCCGUCUUCAAACGUUUCCCCACCAUCGACCACGUGGUGGAGGCUGGAUUCAUGACCCGCGAGGAGCGAAAGAAAUACGAGAACCUGAACUCCUCAUACAACAAGUACUGGAUCCCAUGCGUCUGGUUCAGCAAUUUGGCUGCACAGGCCCGCAAGGAGGGCCGGAUCCGGGACAACAGCGCUCUCAAGCUGCUCAUGGAGGAGCUGAAUGGUUUCCGAGGGAAGUGCGGCAUGCUCUUCCAUUACGACUGGAUCAGUGUCCCUCUGGUCUACACCCAGGUAGUGACCAUCGCCGUGUACAGCUUCUUCUUGGCCUGUCUGAUUGGGCGCCAGUUCCUGGAUCCCACCCGCGGGUACCGAGGGCAUGACCUGGACCUCUGUGUACCCGUCUUCACCCUGCUCCAAUUCUUCUUCUAUGUGGGCUGGCUCAAGGUGGCUGAGCAGCUGAUCAACCCUUUCGGAGAGGAUGACGAUGACUUUGAGACUAACUUUCUGAUUGACCGGAAUUUCCAGGUGUCCAUGCUGGCAGUAGAUGAGAUGUAUGAUGACCUCCCGAUGCUCGAGAAGGAUCGGUACUGGGAUGCUGCCAAUGCCCGUGCCCCCUACACGGCUGCCACACUCUUUCUGCUCCACCAGCCCUCCUUCCAGGGUUCCACUUUCGAUAUCACGCUGCCCAAGGAGGACAUGCAGAUCCAGCGGCUGGAGGACAUCACCGAGCGCAUGGAGGAAGGGCAGCAGGAGCCUGGAGACCUGCUGCACCGCCUGCUGCCCGCCGGCCCCGCCCCCGGCUACUUCAGUCGCCGCCUCUCGCUGCUGCGCCGGAAGAACAGCUGUGUCUCUGAAGCCUCCACCACCUACAGUUGCCUCUGCCCUGAUGGUUCUGUCCCAGAUUGUGCCUGUGGACCGUUGGGCCCCCAGGACCACAGGGAAGGGGGUGCCAGCUGCGAAGGGGGUGAAGACGAGGCCCUCGCCGACGUGGGUGCCGCCAGCCCGCGAGCCCGACAGGGGGACCCAGACCAUGACCCCCACUGCUUCCUUGACUCCCCUCAUCAUCCUCAGAAGGAGCUUGGGGCUGGGGAACCCUCAGUGGCUAUCUCCAUGCCCACACCUCGGGGAGAAUCUGCAGUGAAAGGCGGGACUGGGCCAGUUCCACUCUGGCUACAGAGCCCCAUUGGAGAAGAGGAGGAGAGCCUGGCCUGAGUACCCUACUGGCACCAUUUGCCUGACCAUGUGGCCUUCAGUCCCCGUGUCUCAGCUGGAGAUGGGGGUGGCGGGGCCCAGUUGGGGGCCCGUGACGUCUAGAUGGAGGUAGUCCCGGGCCAGUUCAGACCUUCCAUCCAUCGCCCACUGAAGGGGCUGGGGGAGGACGCGCACAGAAUAGGUACCCAAUGGCAGACUUCUCAGUUUCUUGUGCCCACCCCAGAGACCUGAUGGGCAUCUUAUUCAGAGCCACGCAGUCAGCCUUGGCUGAGCCCCUUCCUGUCUUA
Messenger RNA from Ornithorhynchus anatinus (platypus), 1922 nucleotides. RefSeq names its product bestrophin 2 (gene BEST2). The coding region runs from base 1 to 1635 and encodes 544 amino acids. Gene Ontology annotation, molecular function: chloride channel activity. The record is from RefSeq and is a predicted model, not a curated record. NCBI's taxonomy places the organism in Eukaryota, Metazoa, Chordata, Mammalia, Monotremata, Ornithorhynchidae. The transcript has 9 exons.